AUGGAUAGAUAGAUGAGCAGGUCUUGAAAUACUGAGAGUGAAGUGACCUUAUUGCUGAGCAGGAUCCAGCUGCCUCCCGGCUGGAUCAGAGCUGUAGAGGGCUGUUCCCUCACAUCCAGCUCAGUCCGAGCAGAGCGGCGGCAGGGAUGAGCGCCGGGGACUAGGCGGCCACGCAACGACGCAUUUCACAGCCUCCUGCACGCACUGCCUGAUAACCUUGCACGAAUGUGCAGCCAGCAGCUAUCCUGCUGUCAGUUUGCAAAAACAGUGAUGGCCUCAGCUGCGCAGCUGUGCCGGUGAUCCUGCCGCUGCACGUAGGGAAGAAGCAGAGACGCCUUGACAACCGACCUACCUUCCCCCCCUUCAAAAAAAAAAAACAGCAGAGAGAGAAAAAAGAAAACACACCAGCAUAAACAAAUGCGACCAUGUACAGCGUGGAGGACCUCCUCAUCUCUCAUGGAUAUAAGCUGCCCAAGCACACCACCUCCUCCACUCCAACGCCAGCCCCUGCAUCCUCGUCCCGCCAGCCUCCCUCAUCCUCACCGCCAUCCUACAGCAAACACCAUGAAAUACUGGAGAACAGGCCCGGCCCCAGGACAGUGAAUGGCUAUGAAAGAGGCCCUGUGGUGCCCUUUGGGAACGGUGGCGGAACUAGGCAGCCCCAGGUGUAUGGUGGCAGCUGUCCCAACAACAACAACGAACCCAGGGACCGGAGCCAGCCAAGACGGGAGGGGGAGAUCCGGAGCCAAACAGACACCCACUCCUUGGGAGAGUCUCUGACCUCAGACAGUGGGUUUUGCGAUGGCACCAGAGGUCCUCAGUCACAGUCCAAGGAUGUGUCCUACUGGAGAAGGAGAGGCCAGGACUUCACAGUGUUGCUGGACUAUGCUGACUUCAGAGACCCCCAUGGAGGGGGACAGGGGGGUUACAGUAGACCAGAAGGGCCUCAACAAGCAAGAGGCCAAGAGCUGUCUGCAGAGGAGCGUCAGAGGGCUGCUCAAGAGAGGCAGCGAUGGGCAGCCCAAGCCCAGGCACAGGCGCAGGCUCAGGCCCAGGUCCAGGUCCAAGCCCAGGCACAGGCCCGCUCCAGAGAGAGGGAAGCCGCUCUCCAUCAGUGGAGGAUGGCAACUGAGAGGAAGUGUCAGAGUCUGGGGACAGAUGAGUGGCGUCCAGCUGUCAGCUUUGCCCGCCAGCUGUCACAGAGUGAGGGUGAGCGUUGGGCACAGGAGCAGCAGAGGCUCCAUGCCAGGACACCAGAAGGCAUGGUAGUCCACCCCAGGACCAAAGCCAAAUCCCAGUCCCUACCCAGGAUGCUGCAGCCCGAGAGCCUGCAAUUUGUGGACAUAGCUUCGUCCGGUCAGGAACUGUACAGGCGGGUCAAUGGCCACCCACUGUCACACCACGACCUUUACAGGGCACCCCGCUGGCCAGAGAACGGCAGGCCGGCUAGCGCUAACCAACUCUCAAUGACACCAAAGCCCCGCUUCACCCGACCCCCCAGACCUCCCUCUUAUGAGAUGCACCAGCAGAUCAGGGGAAGCUGUGAGGUGCUGUCUGGCAGAGACUCAGCCAUUUCCCAGGCCAGAGACAGAACACCACUUCCCAUAUCAAGAGCAGGUGACCCCCAACUGGACUACUUAUCGCAGGACUCUGGACCUCCAGGAUACAUCCCUCCCCCAUCAUAUAAAAGAGCUCCUAUAAUGGGAGGCGGGCGACGUGGAUAUGGUGAAAUUGCUGUCGACUACAGGUACAGAGGGGAUCUGUACCAGCAGAUACAAGUGGCUCCAGAUGGAUCUCACUGGUUCACCAGACACCCAGUGGGUUCCUGGCCUGAUCCCCAGCGAGAGAGGAGCAUGUCCAGUCAGAAGCAGCUUUACCCUGUGUACACUACCCAGGAGCACCCUGGUGGAGGGAUCCAGUAUAUUCCUUUUGAUGAUCCCCGUAUCCGCCAUAUUUCCUCAGCUCUGGGUGGCAACUCUCUGACAGACGCUGACAAGAUCCGCCACAUCCGUAAUGAGCUUCCCAGCGUCACCGUGUCGGAGCCUGCACCCGACGACAGUGCCUUUUUGCCCCCGCCAUUGGGGCCUUUCAUCGCUGCCAAACUGGCCGAUGAUGCUAACCCGACGUCUUCUAGCGACUUCGACAAUGACAAUAAUAGGUGGCACAGUGAUUUGCACAAAGAGACUGUCGACAACUUCCCAGCACCUGACCAAAACUGCAACAUCAGAUAUCCCAAAAACCAACGUCCCCCUCCGUCACCCUCUUCAGCCUUCCAGGUCCCAUUAUCAAGAUCUUCUUCUCGCCAGGGGUCCAGCGCAGACCAGGUCUUUGGUGAAACCAUUACCCAAGUAAAGAAAAUUGCUCCUGAGUCAGGAGCAGAGAACAACAGGAACACCAAGAGAAGAGUGAGCGAGACCAUCUUCUGCCUUGUGUCUGUCCCUGUUCACACACCGUCCAACAUCAACAAAGACUUAGCAGCUGAUCAGAACAACAAUGAGACAAUACCAAGCCUGACUGUCACCACCACUGACACUUUUGCUGUAGGCCUCAAAGAGAGUCCAAACAUUCGGAGCAAGUCUGUGAAUGAGAUGCCUAUCAGAUCUCACUACUCUCACUUUCACACCAGCAGUACAUCAUCAAUGAGGAAUUACAAGAGGGCUCCAUUAAGAAAGGAGAUAAUAGAUGCCUGGGCACUCCAAGCCAGUGAAGACAAAGAGUUGUGCUACGCUGGGUCCUGGCCUGGAAACCAGUACCGUAAUCAGGAAACUCAGACUGGCUCACCUUUGACAGUGGUAAAAAGUCCAGAACCCCAGAGCCCUCCUGGGGUCCAGGAGCCCAUUCAGUCUGUCUCUGAUACAACAACAGAUAGUGGUGUGGGGACAGACAGUAACUCUUCUUAUGGCUACCCCAUGGCAGGCCAGAAAAACCUUCAUCCCUCCAGUAACAGCGCCUUCUCCCGUCUCAGCGUCAGCCCAACCCAACCAUCAUCACUGCAGCCGGCACAACAAGACCCAUCCUCUCCAUCCAAGGGGCACGAUCAGGGAGGCCAGCAGCCAUCCUCUCCGAGGAAGAACAACUGCAGUCCUCCAGAGAGUGCAGAGCAAGUAGUCUUUGGUCAGUUUCUCUUGAAGCCAGUAAACCGACGACCCUGUGAUGCCAUAGGUGAACUGGAGAGUAUUAAUAAGGAGAUGGAAGACACAAUCAGCAAGAGACCCAAUGUGGCUCAGUGUACUGAUGAUCUUGAUGGAGGGAAUAAGAGACUAGCUUGGUUUAAAUCAGGAGCACAUUUCACUGCUGGUCCAGAACCAGGCAGGGAAGCAAUCAGUCUUCCACCGCUGCACAUAGAAAAGCCCAACAAUAUAAAAGUGAGAUCAAAGUCCUUGGCAUCAACUGCUGAACUAGAUUCCAUGGACGUUAGGAGUGCUUUCUCCAGGCCACAGGCCAACAAUGUACCACCAACAAAUGAGCUUUCCAUACACUCCCACCCAGGCCCCAGAGACAAUUGUCUUCUGUCCUCAGUACCGCCACACAGUGAGUCAAAUCGACUCUAUAGACAGGACAUCCCAGUCCCUCAAGAGUCCUUACUGAAGGAUGUGGGGCUAACUGUCUACACAGAAACUCCUGGAGGUCCUGGAGAGCCAAUGCAACGCUCACUCUCAGUCCCAUCUCCACUCGAUCAUAAGGAUCUUAGUCACUCAGUGCAGCUCUCCUGGGAGGACAGAACAGUCCUUGUUAAAAACAGUGAUAGCCCAGAGCACAAUUCAAACAAAGAGCUUGAAGCUGAAGUGACCAUGGAGAGAAAGGCUAAAUCAGACAGUGUUCCACCAUUCAGGGGUGAGGUGAAUUUAAGUAUCUGUAGGACCAGGAGUGAAAGCAGCAGAUCACCUCAGAGAGAUAGUUCGCCACGUAUCACAAGGUUGUCCAGAGAGGUUUCCUUUGUGUUUGAGGAUGAUAAUGGUGAUGAAAGAUACGCCAUCUCUGAACCUCUGACCUAUAAGAAUGAGUCAACAAUAGCAGACAAGCACCUAGAAAACUUACUGAUUCAGGAGAAAGCCAACGCUUUACCGACAGAAGACCUCAGCAACCUGUAUGAAGUCAAAUGCGCGAAAGGAAUUCCUGAAAACGAGUCCAUUGAGCAGCGGGCAGCACGGAUCCUGGGUAUAGCUGUUCCAGUGGAGGCCUUGGGUGUGGCUGACAAACAGUGCGAUGACAACCAGGAUGAUGCAGACGCCACCAUCAGUGAGGAACGACAAAGUCCAAACGAAGAGAUGCAGCAGGUGAUAGGAGAGUGUGAGAAUGUCAAAGAGGAGUCCCUGGAUGUCCAGGGAGCAGAUGUAGAGGAUGUCGAGGAGACAGGAUUAUGUGUGGACCAAGAAGAACAAGACAAACAUGACAAACAAAAGCACAGCGACGACCACAGUGAUGGCGAAGACAACCUGGGUCCAGAGACUCAGACAAUACUAGACCUGCCCGAGUUCCCACCAAGUAAACUUCCCUUGUCUCUGCCUUUCACCGCAGAUGAGAAGCUAGCACUGAGCAUCUGCAGCGGCGAGAAGAAGGGGCGAGGCGGAGCAUGCAAACUAAUUGAAUCCCUGCAAGAUAAGCUAAACUCUUCUGCAGCUUCAUCAGCUUCUUCUCUGGGUAGGUCCACCACAGACAGAAUGGCCCGCCUGAAAGAACUGGACUCUGUGUCUCGAAUAAGACGCCUCAGCCUCAAAGGUCCUGAAUCUGAAGAAGAAGCUGAUUCUAAAGAGAGAGAUGAGGACACAGAGGAAUCUGAAAAUCAGGAAGAAACAAAGGAGGAAGUUGUUGAGCAACAAACAGAGACAGAGGAGAAGGAGGUGGAGGAAGGAGGAAGUGCAGAAGAACAAAACCCAAAUGAAGGUGAAAAUGCACAUGAAACACACGACAAGUUAGGAGAUUCUGAAGACUGUAAACCAAAAGAAGAGAAUGCAGAGGUAUGUGAGGCAGAGCAAAGAGAGAAUGUGGAGGUAGAAGAGAUGAAUGUUGAGAUUGCACUAAAAGCAGACAAUGAAGGGAGUAAAGAAGCAGAUGCUGAAUUAAAAAUGGAAGAGCCAGAAGAAGAGGUGGAGUUGAAAAUUGUGGAGGAUGACAAAGACAAGCCUGUGGAGACGGUGAAAGAUGAUAAACACACGGCAGAGGUUAGUAGAGCUGAGAAGCGGCAAGAUGCUGGGAGAGGAAAGAUACCCAAACCAAGGCAGCGCACCAAGCUCCAGAAGCCUCCUCUGCUUCCUAAACCUCGCAGUGUUCCCAAGAGAGAAAUAACGCUGCCACUCAGCUUCAGUACUGGGACCUGUGGCCCCGCAAACAUGGAGGAUGAAGAAAUGCCCUCUGUCUCAGACUCCUACGACCCCAGUCGAGUGGAGAGGGUGUAACCCCUGACCACUGCCUUCACCACUGUGGAAAUCUGUCUUUCUCAAGUUAACAGCUUUUUCCAACAACAAAGGCUUUCAUUUCAACUCAUGGCUCAGUCAGCUGUGACCCCUCCAGUAUUGUUACACAUGACUUCUCACAGAACUGACUGUCGUGGUGCUGCGAGAGCAUUUUUACAGCCAAAUAAAGGCGCCACUGGGUGCCGGUUCUCCAGGCCUUUUCAACCUCGUCAUCCUCGUCCUUCCAUUCUCUCCGCCUCUCAACAAGUUUAUUUGCUCAAGCAAGCAGACUUCCUUCUUUUGAAGUUGUCUUAUUUUGCUUUUGGAAAAAUGCAUGUCAUUAUUCCCGUCUGCACUCGGGCUCCUUGGUGAGCUUCAGUGUCGAAAUAUGAAUGUAAAAGUGCUUCUGCUCAACAAACAAAAGAAAUGUAACAGAAAAAAAAACACAAGAUGGCAACAGUAUUGCAUUACAAUCAGUAUUAAUCUACACCAAAUGUAAAUAAGAAAGAGUUAUAAGAUUUUAUUAAGAAUAUAAAAAAUCAAUUUAAGGCAGUUAAUUGCUGAAGAAAUGUAUAUUUUCUUAUGUGUGUUAAGAAGAGACUAGAUUUUUGGAAGUGUAGUGUUUGGGUGUAUUACUAAUAAUAAAACCCCUACUCUUUAUUCUUAUACUUGUGUUAUAGAGAAUGUACUCAGAGAGCCUGGAUUGCAAAGAGAAACACUGUGGUCCUUGAACAGUUUCACUCAAGAGCAAUAUAGUUGUCAUACACAGCGCGUUUGUGACAUGAUUUCAGUAGUAUGUCUCUAUUUCAAGGAGCUGAUCUCAUUUGCUUUAAAGCUCUACCUUUUGGUACAAGUGUUAGAUUUGCACUUCUGAGAUUAUUGGCUUUAUGUUACCAGCGAGCACCUGAUAAUCUCUUCAAAUACUCAGAGAUUACAUUUGGAGGGAUUCACAUUUCACACCCUCCCUGCUCAGACUCAGCAUCAGCAGUCACAGUGUGUACCCGAAAUGUCUUUUGUUAAUCCUCAUACUGUUCAAAAGAAAAUUGACUUAUAUUUUGUGGCAUUAACAGAAGUCUGUAUUUAACUGUGAGUUGUUUUUUUUUUGUUCAUAUCGUAGUUUAUGUGUGAUUUCAGAAGUGCUUUUUGCAGGAAACAAUUGAUGUAGCUAUACUGAUCGCAGUGUGCCUUGUACACACUGUUUCAGUGGAGAACUUCAUCUCUGUGUAACACAUCCAGUGUUGUCAGUUUACGAAUCCUAAUUUAAACUGGACAUCAACAAAUCCAUUUCACUUUAAUGAAAAGAGAAAUAUAUAUGAAGUUGUUUUGGCAAUAAUAAUAACAUUAAGCUGAAAAUGCUUGAUAAUGAUGCUGUAUAGAACAUUGCUGUUGGAAUACUUUUCACAGUAUCUGAACAUGUUCAAUAAUUUAAUGCUGACAUAUCAGUGCUUUAUAAGUUGUGGGCAUAACUGGCAAUUGGUUUACACUCACGUCACUUAUGGGGUAGCAAUACAAGAAAUUUAAAUCAUACCAAACUAAACUUUAUGCUAUGCAUUGGACAUCAACAUUCACUGGGUUUUAAUGGCCGAAUUCAAAGCUAAAACUGCAACUUCUGGUUUGCUUGUUUGACCCUGUCGCUCUCUGAUCCAGCUGUAUCUGGUGUUAAACCUGUUGGAUCUGGUUGUAGACUUGCAUGGAAGUGGCUCUGACAUGAGUUCAUCAGUGGAACCUCAACACAAGGUUUUGUCUUUGUCCUGUUACCAACCCAGUACCCAUACCUCUGUGCUCCAGGUAAUGUGCUAUCUGGUCAUUCUCAUAGGUCUUUUUGUACUGCAAGUUCUUUGUAACAUAAUCUAGACUAUUGAUGCACAUCUUGCUUUGAUAUUUUCUAUUUUCAUACAGAGGUAUGUACAGCUUCUUUUGUAUGCGCUGCAUCUUUUUUUUCUCCCUCUUUUUUUUUUGUGCAUGUAAUGCGUAAGACGUCACAGAGAAGGUGUAUUUGCAUAUAAUUGCAUUUGGUACAAUAUAGUCUAUCCAAUAAACAACUGUUAUAUUUCAUAUAAUGUAUAUUUUAUUUUCAAAAGUUAAGCUACAUAUUUAAAACAGAACAAGGUAUUUUUAGAUUAUUGUGAAAAGGGAACUGUUUUUGAAGGCACAGUAUUUGUCUAUAUUUGCUAUGAUCAUUAAGAAUGGUCAGAAAUAGAGACAAGUGUGUGCUAUUGUACAGUACUGCAGACUAUUCAUAAAUAAAAGUCUUUGCAUGAAA
This is a messenger RNA of Stegastes partitus (bicolor damselfish), 7656 nucleotides long. RefSeq names its product junctional cadherin 5 associated a (gene jcada). Bases 426 to 5396 code for a protein of 1656 amino acids. The transcript has 6 exons. The record is from RefSeq and is a predicted model, not a curated record. Gene Ontology annotation, cellular component: adherens junction; ruffle membrane. NCBI's taxonomy places the organism in Eukaryota, Metazoa, Chordata, Actinopteri, Pomacentridae. Gene Ontology annotation, biological process: positive regulation of blood vessel endothelial cell proliferation involved in sprouting angiogenesis.